UUCUUGCUGUGUUUAUUUUGCUGUUCCAUUGGUCCUCCUCCAUCUCCAAUGAGUUGCUCCUAAUCCAAAAGGAACCCUCAUGCAAGCAAUCAAACGUUAACACUUCAGGCAUUGAAGAAUGUGGAGAUAGCCUUGAUUGUGCUUUAGCGAAAGCUUCAAUGGGAAACAAAACAGUGAUAAUUGCUGUAGUGAAUAGGGCUUAUGUUGAGCAAGAUGUGAAGAGUGAGAGCACCAUGCUUGAUAUAUUUCUAAGCAGCUUUUGGCUUGGAGAGGGAACAAGAUAUCUCAUUAAUCACAUUCUCUUAGUUGCUGUUGAUCAAAUUGCCUAUGAAAGAUGCCAAUUUCUAAAGAUGAACUGCUUCAGAUUGGAAACAGAUGGUGUUGAUUUUGAAGGUGAGAAAGUUUACAUGUCUCAGGAUUUCAUCAAGAUGAUGUGGAGAAGAACACAGUUCCUCUUGGAAGUUCUCAAACGUGGCUACAACUUCCUUUUCACUGACACUGAUGUAAUGUGGUUAAGAAACCCAUUUACAAGAUUGAGUAAGAAUGUGACAGAAGACCUUCAAAUUAGCACAGACAUGUACAAUGGUGAUCCUUGGUCAAAGGAAAACCUACUAAACACUGGAUUUUACUUUGUGAGAUCAAACAACAAGACUGUCUCCUUGUUUGAAACAUGGUAUGGUCGAAAGGAUAAUUCCACAGGGAAAAAGGAGCAAGAUGUGCUUCUUGACCUGAUUAGAGGUGGCAUUAUUGAAGAGUUGGAAAUUAGGGUUAGGUUUUUGGACACCCUUUAUUUCAGUGGAUUUUGCCAAGACAGUAAGGAUUUUAGGGCAGUCACCACUGUCCAUGCCAACUGUUGUAGGAGCAUCAAUGCAAAGGUAGCAGAUACGAAGGUUGUCCUCAGUGAUUGGAAGAGAUUUAAGAGGUUGAAAGCUAAUUCUACACUGAAUCUUCAAUGGACUAAGCAUGACUGGUGUCAGCAAUCUUGGAGGAUGACUUAGAAAAACAAAGGGCUAACCAUCGU
Molecule: messenger RNA, 1021 nt
Organism: Vigna radiata var. radiata (mung bean)
Lineage: Eukaryota; Viridiplantae; Streptophyta; Magnoliopsida; Fabales; Fabaceae
Exons: 3
Coding region: 159-998 (279 amino acids)
Source: RefSeq, a predicted model, not a curated record